AUGGCAGCAAAAUCUAGGGUUCUUCAUAAUGGUUUUGAGAAAGUCACGAAUGGAGAAGACAAUGAAAACGGUCGUGACAAGGCUGGUGAUGGUCGUGAUGAGGCUGGUGAUGACAAUAGAGAUGUUGAAGUUGGGAAUUCGGCAAGCCAAAGCAAGGCAAAACGAAAGAGACACGAGACUGAAGAUGAAGAAGACAAAAGGGAGAGUAAGGCGACUCGGAAUAAAGAUGAAGAAGACGACAUAGUUGAAAGGUUUGAGUUUGAGAUAGAGGAUUCUGUAGCAAACUGGUUUGAUGAUUUCCGGAUUAAUCGAAAUACUGUCCCAGAGAGUUCAGAUGAAGAGGAAGAUCCGAUAGUUAUUAGAGAUAGGAAAAUUAUGAUUGGAACAAAUGAUAAGUUAGCUAUUGGAAGAACAUUCUUUACUGGGUUUGAGUUCAAAGAGGCUGUGUUACAUCAUGCUUUGAAGUCGAGGGAAAACAUUAAGCAAAACAGAUGGGGGAAGGAAAAAAUGAGCUUCGUAUGUGGUCAAGAUAAAAAUUGUGAUUGGAGAGUAUACGCCGCAUUCGAAAAGACUCGGCAAUUGUGGGUUGUGAGGACUAAUUGUAGUUAUCAUAGAUGUAAAUCGAAUGGGAAAUGCAAGUUGUUGAAAAGUCCUGUCAUUGGAAGGUUAUUCUUAGAUAAACUGAGGUUGCAGCCUAACUAUAUGCCUCUUGAUAUUCAAAGGCAUAUUAAGGAGCAGUGGAACAUACUUAUUUCUAUAGGAAUAGUUCAAAGAGGAAGACUUCUAGCUCUGAAGUGGCUUCAACAGGAAUAUGCUCAACAUUUUGCUCACCUUAGAGGUUAUGCGACUGAACUCAUAGAUUCAAAUGCGGGAUCCACUGCUGUUGUUGAUACCUACCUUAAUGCCGAUGGUGAAGAUGUUUUCAACCGUAUUUAUGUGUGUCUUGGAGCAAUGAAACAAGCAUUCUACUAUUGUCGGCCUAUCAUAGGGAUUGAUGGGACUUUUCUGAAACACGCCGUCAAAGGCUGCCUACUGCCUGCUAUUGCUCAUGAUGCAAACAAUCAGAUAUAUCCAAUUGCAUGGGCAGCUGUACAGACUGAAAAUGCUGAUAAUUGGUUGUGGUUUCUAAAACUACUAAAGGCUGAUUUAAAUCUAAAGGAUGGGCAAAAUUAUGUCAUCAUAUCAGACCGUUCUAAAGGAAUCAUAAGUUCAGUGAAAAAUGAGCUGCCAAAUAUUGAGCACAGAAUGUGUGUCAAGCACAUUGUGGAUAACUUGAAGACUAGGCAUGGUGAUAAAGAUUUGCUAAAAAAAUUGGUUUGGAAUCUAGCUUGGAGUUACAACCAUGCUGAAUUUGAAGCCAAUCUGAACAAGAUUAGAGCUUAUGAUCGGUCUCUUUAUGAUGAUGUGAUGAAGGAGAAUCCAAGGAGUUGGUCAAGAGCUUAUUAUAGGAUAGGAAGUAGUUGUGAAGAUGUCGACAACAAUGCAACAGAGUCCUUUAACGCUACAAUUGUCAAGGCGAGGGCAAAUGCAUUAGUUCCAAUGUUGGAAACUAUAAGAAGGCAGGUCAUGGGAAGGAUUACUAAGAGAAAUUUGAAAAUAGAAAAAUGGAAAAAGAAGCUCUCUGAGUAUGCAACUGAGAUUUUGGAGGAGGAGAAAGAAGAUGCUAUGCGAUGUGAAAUUACAAAAGGAACACAUGGGCGGUUUGACGUUUAUUUAGAUGGGAACUCACAUUCUGUUAACUUGUCAACAGGUAAAUGGGAAUGCUCAUGCUGCAAGUGGCAAAUCACAGGGAUUCCAUGUGAACAUGCUUAUGCAGCUGUUUUAGAUGUUAACAAGGAUAUUGAUGAUUUCGUAUCCCCAUACUUUACAACUCUAGUAUGGAAGGAAGUGUAUGAUAAAGGUCCUGAUCCGAAUUCCUAUGUUAUCUGCAACGUAUGUGGCAAGGGCGGUAAAGAAGUAGUAAACAUUUCAAAUGGUGAUAGCUCGAGUGAGCCAAGUCCUCCCUCUUUGGUCUCUGAUUCCUAUACUAUCAGACUGACUAGCAUAAUUCCACCUGUGUUUCAGGUUGAGAAGCCAGGUCAAGGAAGGUUGUACGGUUUGUCUGAGAAUGAUUCAGACAACAGUCCUAAUGUGCAGCUACAAGCUCCGUUCUAG
Messenger RNA from Capsella rubella, 2154 nucleotides. RefSeq lists its product as uncharacterized. NCBI's taxonomy places the organism in Eukaryota, Viridiplantae, Streptophyta, Magnoliopsida, Brassicales, Brassicaceae. The record is from RefSeq and is a predicted model, not a curated record. The transcript is spliced from 4 exons. Gene Ontology annotation, molecular function: zinc ion binding. Bases 1 to 2154 code for a protein of 717 amino acids.